This is a messenger RNA of Zingiber officinale, 1229 nucleotides long. RefSeq names its product myb family transcription factor MOF1-like. Gene Ontology annotation, molecular function: DNA binding; DNA-binding transcription factor activity. The record is from RefSeq and is a predicted model, not a curated record. The coding region runs from base 157 to 1092 and encodes 311 amino acids. Lineage: Eukaryota; Viridiplantae; Streptophyta; Magnoliopsida; Zingiberales; Zingiberaceae. The transcript is spliced from 6 exons.
UGGCGAAGAGGACGCCAAAAAGUUGGGCCUCGUUCUUUCCUCUCAGAUCCUAUUAUUAUAUUGUUCUUGUUGGGGGGCGACUGGCUAGCAAAGCAGUAAUUAAGCAGAGCAAGGAUAGAGAGAGAGAGAGAGAGACGAGAGGAGGGACGCAAAAAGAUGGGGAAUUGUGGGAAGAAUGGAUCCGUGAGACAGUACAUUAGAUCGAAGGUCCCUCGCCUGAAAUGGACGCCGGAGCUCCACCACUCCUUCCUCCAUGCCGUCAGGAGUCUCGGAGGCCAUGACAAGGCAACACCGAAGCUUGUGCUCCAGUUGAUGGAUGUCAAAGGACUCACUAUUUCCCAUGUCAAGAGCCACCUUCAGAUGUAUAGAAGCAUGAGGAAUGACAUAGGGAAAAGAGAUUUGCAUGAGAAGAAGCACUCAAAUAAAGGAGGCAUUAAUGAUGAAGGUUCUGAUGAGGCAGAUGGGAGUGGCUCUUUCUACCCUUCAAUCACCACAAAAGAGUUCAAGUCCCAGUCCUUGUACUCUCCUCCCUCUCUUCUCCCUCUGAAAAGGAGCAGACCCAAAAGUGGUGAAUGCAGAGCGCAAAUCUGUGAGUGUGAGGUGGCAGCUGCAGAAGCAGUCACCUCCCAGUACCACUGCGUUGGUGUUGAUAAUUGCAAGCAAGGGGGAAAAGGAAUAAAGGGGGAUGGAAUUGCAGGGCUAAGCUGGCAAAGAGAUUGUGAUGAUCAGAGUCAGAGAAAGGACUUGGCCAUGGCAGAAGCUCAUGCCUAUCAUCCUUCCAACCUCAAAGCUCUUGGGGUUGUGCUUCAAGAAUCUGAACCUUUUAAGACCACCUUCCUGCAUCACGACUAUAAUAUUGCACCUGCGAAAAGGUCAAUGUCCAAGGAGUAUGAUCAUGAAUUGGACAUGAAGGACGGCUCUUUGUCUCUCUCAUUGUCUCUGCAUCCAUCUCAGUCUCAGAAGAAGGAUUCAUUAAUCUCCAGGGAAGGAAGUCGUGGAGUGAUCUCUAGUUCUUCAGGGAGUGGCCAUUCCUGUUGCAGGUGCAGCCACAGAAUAAAUUUGGAGCUCUCUAUGUCCAUCUUUGGAUCUUAAACUAUAUGAUAUGCACGCAUGUAAUUUCUAUGUCGUCACUUGUUUUUUUUUAUAUAUAUAUGUGAAUCAUUUCUUCUUAAUAUUUGGCCACAGUUUUGUGUUUAAUGUGCCACAACUCAUCAAUGCAGUAGAUUUAG